CGGAACUUUUAUCACAUGCUCCAUCAUCUACAAUCUGUCGCUUACAGAGCGCGAACAAAAAAUCCAAAGUGUUCAAAGACAUCUGGAUUCUGUUCCCUGUACACAAGACCGUCUGCUACAAGUUAUGCUGAACAGCUGACACUUUUCACAAAGCAGUGCUGAUGAUUUUGCACUGGCUGUGUAGCUGCAGUAUGUCAGGGGGACCCAGGAAAGGACUCUCCAUCUGAGAUGAGUCUUCCCGAGGAACAUGGUGAACUUUCAGAUUCAGAGUCUGUGAAGAGUGACCAGUCAAAAGGUGAAGUACCAGACUUCAGUCUGGAAACAGCAUCGUCACCUACCAAAAGCGAAAUAUCAGGCUCGGGUGUAUUCAGCUCUGUGUCUGUGAAGAGUGACCAAUCAAAAGGUGAUGGACCAAACUUAAGUGAGAAAAAAACAUCAUCUGCCAAAAGUGUCUUUAGUGAAGAUUCAGAUUCAGAGUCUGUGAAGAGUGACCAGUUAAAAGGUGAAGUACCAGACUUCAGUGUGGAAACACCAUCAUCACCUACCAAAAGUGAAAUAUCAGGCUCAGAUGUUGUCAGCUCUGUGUCUGUAAAGAGUGACCAAUCAAAAGGUGAUGGACCAAACUUAUGUGACAAAAAACCAUCAUCUGCCAAAAGUGAAAGUUUAGACUCAGAUGUUUACAGCUUUGUGUCUGUGAAGAGUGACCAGUCAAAAGGUGAUGGACCAAACUUAAGUGAGAAAAAAUCAACUACCAAAAGUAGAGAAAGAUCAGGCUCAGAUGUUUUCAGCUCUGUGUCUGUGAAAAGUCACCAGUCAAAAGGUGACGGGCCCAAUUUGAGCAAGAAAACAACACCACAUACCAGAAGAGAAAGAUCAGGCACAGAUGUGUUCAGCUCUUUGUCUGUGAAGAGUGACCAGUCGAAAGGUGAUGGACCAAACUUAAGUGAAAAAAGACCAUCAUCUACCAAAAGAGAAAGGUCACACUCAGAUGUUUUUCAGCUCUGUGUCUCUGAGGAGUGAACAGUCAAAAGGUGAUGGACCAAACUUAAGAGAGAAAAAAACACAUCAGCUACAAAAAGUGUAAGAUCAUUCUCACAAGUGUUUCAGCUCUGUGGUCUGUGAAGAGUGACCAGUCAAAAGGUGAUGGACCAAGCUUCAAUGAGAAAACACCAUCAUCUACCAAAAGUGUAAGAUCAGGCUCACAUGUGUUCAGCUUUGUGUCUCUCAAGAGUGACUGUUCAAAAGGUGAACCAACGAAAAUCAUAACAAAGGACAGAAGACUACAGUAAAUAUUGGUGCAGAAUUUACAACGAUGGGAAGCUCUAAAAGCACAGAAGGGAAUGAAGAGUGAUGUGGAACUGGCAUCUUUUCUUCUCAACAGGGUUCAGUAUGAAGAAAUCAGACUUCCAGAAAUUACCGCUUUAUCAAGAAUUUCAGAGAAAAUCUUGUCUGGAUCUUCCAGG
Messenger RNA from Cyprinus carpio (common carp), 1463 nucleotides. RefSeq names its product muscle M-line assembly protein unc-89-like. The record is from RefSeq and is a predicted model, not a curated record. The coding region runs from base 229 to 1020 and encodes 263 amino acids. NCBI's taxonomy places the organism in Eukaryota, Metazoa, Chordata, Actinopteri, Cypriniformes, Cyprinidae. The transcript has 14 exons.